Phytophthora sojae is the source of this 487-nucleotide messenger RNA. RefSeq lists its product as hypothetical. The record is from RefSeq and is a predicted model, not a curated record. The transcript has 3 exons. Gene Ontology annotation, molecular function: phenylpyruvate tautomerase activity. The coding region runs from base 24 to 386 and encodes 120 amino acids. Lineage: Eukaryota; Oomycota; Peronosporomycetes; Peronosporales; Peronosporaceae.
CAAGAGGAGACAGUAAAGAGAUCAUGCCGAACGUGCAGGUGACGAGCAACGUGCCGUCGAGCGGCGUGGACAAGGCCAAGGCCAUGGCCGCCAUCUCCAAGGGCGUGGCCACGGCGCUGGGCAAGUCGGAGCAGGUGGUGAUGGUGCACCUGAACCUGGACACGCCCAUGCUCUUCCAGGCCUCGGACGCCCCGUGCGCCAUGAUUCAGCUCAAGAGCAUCGGCAAGGUGGACGCCCAGCACAACCCGACGACGGCGUCGAUCCUGACGGAGACCGUGAGCCAGGAGCUGAACGUGCCCAAGGACCGCAUCUUCAUGAACAUCGACGACGUGCAGCGCUCCAACUGGGCCAAGGGCGGCGUGCUCAUCCCGGAGCCCAAGCAGUAAAGAGAGAGCACAAUAUGCUGGCCACUUAAAGUAACACAAGAGGAUCGUAGCAGACUUUUUUUCAUGACUUGACAUUGAAAAAAAAAAAAAUGUUUUCACCU